Strongylus vulgaris is the source of this 585-nucleotide messenger RNA. Lineage: Eukaryota; Metazoa; Nematoda; Chromadorea; Rhabditida; Strongylidae. The record is from the annotation of a GenBank genome assembly.
AUGCCAGCUGAAAGCGGUUUCGUUUCUUCGGAUAGCGCUAGCGAGGAGAUAGGUGACCAUAAGGUGAUGACAGAGCUCAAAAAGAAGACUUCCAAUCUGGAAAAUAUGGCGGCAGCGUACAGUUCCAUUAUCUCACAUGUUGGAGAGGAUGUAAAUAGACAAGGACUUUUGAAGACACCAGAACGAGCUGCAAAAGCUAUGCUGUUUUUUACGAAGGGAUAUGAACAGCAGUUAGAUGACAUUCUCAACGAGGCCGUCUUCGAUGAGGAUCACGACGAAAUGGUCAUAGUCAAGGAUAUUGAGAUGUUCUCACUCUGUGAACAUCAUCUUGUUCCCUUUAAUGGCAAAGUACAUAUAGGAUAUCUUCCCAACAAAAAAGUACUCGGCUUAUCAAAACUUGCGCGGAUUGUUGAGAUGUUCAGUCGACGUCUUCAAGUACAAGAACGUCUUACCAAACAAAUAGCGACAGCGAUGGUUCAAGCAGUGCAACCGGCUGGAGUUGCGGUGGUUGUCGAGGCCAGGUAUGGAAAAGAAUUUCUAUCUCUAUGGGGCACUCACUUAUUUUUUGUCAUCCUUUGGGUCUAG